This is a messenger RNA of Phytophthora infestans T30-4, 1005 nucleotides long. Its product is annotated as elicitin-like protein. NCBI's taxonomy places the organism in Eukaryota, Oomycota, Peronosporomycetes, Peronosporales, Peronosporaceae. Gene Ontology annotation, cellular component: extracellular region. The coding region runs from base 1 to 1005 and encodes 334 amino acids. The record is from RefSeq and is a predicted model, not a curated record. The transcript has 4 exons.
AUGAAGUUCGCCGUCAUCGCCUCUGCUGCCGCGCUCGUCGCUGCCACCAACGCCGCUACAUGUGACGUGACCGCACUCCAGACGAUCAUCACCUCGCCUGAUGCUGCCACUUGCAUGACCGACUCUGGUUUCUCGGGAACGACGCUGGUCACGCCCACGGACGCCGAGCUGGCCAAAAUGUGUACCAGCACGGCCUGCCAGUCGCUGCUCUCGGACGCCCGAGCGGCCGCCCCCACGGAGUGUACGGUGGGCACCUUCGCCUUGUACGCCGACCUGAUCACCCCGCUCAACAGAGUCUGUUCUGGCGGCUCGUCCUCCGGGUCGUCGACUUCGGCCACCGUGGGCUCUACCGAAGGUUCAUCGGCCACCAUCACGGCCAACUCCACGAUUUCGGACUCCUCAGCUUCAGCCUCCUCAUCGGGCAGCAGCAGCAGCGCCAGCACGGCUGUCGUCUCGAGUACCAACCUCGUCGCUCGAGCUGCUGUGGCUUGCGAGGCGACCCAAACUGGUCAGCAAGACCCCGUAGCGGAGAAAUCAUCUGACUACAACACGUUGGGGCCAAAGUGGCCGUCAAGCAGAAGCAUGAACCUCGCGACGCCCAUUACGAGCAACCAGAUCUCGUCUUCGCCUUGUGCAAUGACCAGCGAGACCAAGGCACGCUGUACCCAAGAGUUAAGGUCUCCUCCAAACUUCGCAUCUCGCAUGUUCCGACUAGUCUUCAAGCCAAAACAGCGCUCUGCUAAUCAGCGAGCCAAGUCAUGGCCGGGAUGUGCCGAAUUCGCAGCUGUCAGAGGCCAGUCCAGCACUAGCAUCGAGAUUCCAAGCUCAGUUCCACCUUGGGUACCUAGGGCGCAUAUUAAACUCCAGCAAGAUUGCAAACAGACCGCAGACGACAGCAACAGUGAAGCUUCGUGGCGGGAGCGCCAGGGCGUGGCGGGACCAGCUGCGCAUACAGCGACUACAGUAGCGACAUCGAUGGAGCGCUAUGGUUUUGACGACUCAUAA